CAACUAACUAAUUUCACUGCCUUGUCCUUCACCUUCGAUUCUUCCUAUCCUUCUCACCCGCGAAGUAUCGCCGCGUGAUGGAUUAAAGUUUUUUUUUGUGUCCUUCGUUUCUUCAUAAACCAUUUCUAUUCUCUUGGCUGGUGUGUGUGGCCAAUCCCUUAAAGCCGCCUCUUCUUCUCCUUCACGAUGCCGAAAAACCGCCCUGCCACGUCGGGCUACGCUCGCCUCGCUCAGGAGGAGGAGGAACGCGGCUACCUUCAUGACGACUCGGAAGAUGAUGACAUUGCUGUCGCAUCCUCGACAAUCUCGGCCUCCGCUCCUCGUUAUGCCCCCAUCUCCUCCCGAGCCCAGAUGCAGGCGUCCGGUCUCUCCACGCCCCCCGGCCAUCGACGGAGACACAGUCAAUAUCAACGGCGCGGCCGUCGCAACUCCGGGGUCGAUAUCAAGGCGAUCAACGCACGUCUGGAACGGUGGGCGGAUGAGAUUGCCUCCAAGUUCAAGAUCAACCGCGUCAAGGGCAAGACCUUCGAGGAAGAGAAGCUCGAGAUCUACCACUCGGUCUUCCAGGCUCCUCCCGGCGUUCGGGCUGUGACUGCGGAAGAACUGGAGUCGGAUGAGUUUGAGGGCCAACAACGAAGAGCCCGGGCGGAGUUUGAGGAAAUCAUCGAGAGUGUCCGGCUGGCAAUUGAGAUGGACGUCCACCCGCGGAUGAUUGCACAAGGUAGUUCGGGCAGUUAUUUUGCCCGGAAUCCUGAAGGCAAAGUUGUUGGUGUGUUCAAACCAAAGGACGAGGAACCGUAUGCCUCGCGAAACCCCAAAUGGACCAAGUGGGUUCACCGAAACUUGUUCCCUUGUUUCUUCGGUCGAGCCUGCCUCAUUCCCAAUCUUUCGUACGUCUCCGAAGCCGCCGCUUACGUUCUCGAUGCCCGACUUCGAACAAACAUGGUCCCUUAUACCGAUAUCGUAUACCUGUCCUCUAAAUCCUUCUUCUACGAUUUCUGGGAACGGCGCAAGGCAUGGAAGGGCAAAAAAACGUUGCCUCCAAAACCAGGUAGCUUCCAGGUUUUCCUGAAAGGAUACAAGGAUGCCAACAUCUUCCUCCGCGAACAUCCCUGGCCCGACCAAACCAACACGGGAUUCCGUGCCCAAGAUGCGCCGAAGCGCAAAAAGCGGCCAUGGAACGAGGCAUGCCGUCCGUCAGGCGCGCAGUCCGACGACGAAGACGAGGAUGAGAACGGUUAUAUGCCAUCGCCAAACCCGCGCGACGAGAGCCGUGAGCGGCGAUUCAACUGGACUGAAAAUCUGAAGCAGUCAUUCCGUGAGGAGUUGGAGAAGCUGGUCAUUCUUGACUACAUCAUGCGCAAUACGGACCGUGGUUUGGAUAACUGGAUGGUCAAGAUCGACUGGGGCACUGAACAGGUCUCGAUUGUGGCGGACCCCCCGAAGAGUACGGAGCCUACACCCAAACACGACGAGGAUGAACUCAUGCCUCCGCCUCGUCCGGUUUCCGUCAAUUCCAAUGGCUCGCAUCCCUACAAGCGCCAAGAGACGAUGAUGGCAGUCAGUCGAACCGGAACUCCCUUGGCCUCAUCAGAGCAGCAAGCUUCCGUUUCAGUGGGUGCCAUUGACAACAGUCUCUCAUGGCCGUGGAAACACCCGGAUGCUUGGCGAAGCUUCCCCUUCGGAUGGCUUUUCCUGCCGGUUUCCUUGAUUGGCCAGCCCUUCUCGCAAAAGACUCGUGACCAUUUCCUCCCGCUGUUGACAUCUACCGCGUGGUGGAGCGGAACACAGAUGGCACUGCGCCAGGUGUUUGCCCAAGACGACGACUUCAAAGAAAGCAUGUUCGCGCGCCAAAUUGCAGUGAUGAAGGGCCAGGCCUGGAACGUUGUCGAGACCUUGAAGCAACCGGAUCAUGGCCCACUCGAAUUGACCCGGAGGACUCGGGUUUGCGUAUGGGAUGACUUGGUUGAUGUGCCUGUUGCUAUUCCGAUGCGAGCCCCGUCUAUGGAUGCGCAGAGACGCCAAGCCAUGAAUUAUGAUUAUGAUGAAGAGGAAGAAAUGGACAUUGGCGCAGUCAUUUCUUCUAAUGCCCCGACCAAUCAUGACCUUCUGGGUUUGGACUCGGCCCCAAGUGAUCUCCCCAACCCGAACCGCUUUGAACUCAACCGCGGCCAGUCAGACAGAGAAUCGGCUGCCAGUCCUACGAAUGACGGCGACUUCGCUCGCCGGACCGGAGAUGGCGCCUACGCUAGAUCCUUGGACGGAUGGCCUUCGCUACCUGCUCGACCUAACAAACAUCGCAAGCAUGGCGGUUCUGUGUCUUUCCGUGUGCCCCAUGUCAACACCUUUGGCAGUGAUGAUCUCGAGGGUGACCUUGGAUAUGCGGCCGCCGAGGGCAUGGAAGGCAAUCAGCGCAAAGUCAUCGUGGAGCGCUUGGAAGCCGUCAAGAGCAAAAACCCAGUCUUCACUUGGUGCUAAAAGCCUCUCCCUUUCGCUUCACGCUGUCUUGUUUCCCCAUCUAUUUCCCCCGCCUUUUCUCCCUUUUCAAUGCUGUUGCAUUUUCACUCAACUAUUUAAUCCUGCAAAUUCUUCGUUUAGCGUUCUUUUCUCGGUGCUUUACCAAAGCAUCGCAGAUUCUCCGGCAACAGUUCGUUUUUCUUUUUCUUCUCUUGCCGGGGUCGCAUCGCAGGUGCACCUUGAUAGAGACACCUCGCCCUGCUAUGUGCUUUACAGAUUUUUUUUCUUUUCGCACGCCAUGCUCAUGAUUGGGGAUUUUGUGUUGUAUAUAGACCUUCUCUGGUUGUUCGGGUUGGGUUGUGGCGCAUUUGAAUGAGCGCCUCAUGUAGCAUAUAUGACGAGACUUAAUUCCAUGAUACCAUC
Molecule: messenger RNA, 2880 nt
Organism: Penicillium subrubescens
Lineage: Eukaryota; Fungi; Ascomycota; Eurotiomycetes; Eurotiales; Aspergillaceae
Product: 1-phosphatidylinositol 4-kinase LSB6
Exons: 2
Coding region: 187-2478 (763 amino acids)
Biological process (GO): endosome organization; Golgi organization; phosphatidylinositol phosphate biosynthetic process
Cellular component (GO): endosome; plasma membrane; trans-Golgi network
Molecular function (GO): 1-phosphatidylinositol 4-kinase activity
Source: RefSeq, a predicted model, not a curated record